Molecule: messenger RNA, 4266 nt
Organism: Amaranthus tricolor (Joseph's coat)
Lineage: Eukaryota; Viridiplantae; Streptophyta; Magnoliopsida; Caryophyllales; Amaranthaceae
Product: disease resistance protein RGA2-like
Exons: 1
Coding region: 487-3939 (1150 amino acids)
Biological process (GO): defense response to other organism
Molecular function (GO): protein binding; ADP binding
Source: RefSeq, a predicted model, not a curated record
AUUCUAUUUUUUUUAAUAUGUGUGAAAAAUCCAAAGUGGAAGGACUUAAAAGAACAGAAAGAGUAAUUAUUAGCAUAUUCAAGAAGUGGUAAAAGGUUUUACUUAAGGACUUAGCUAAAUUUUGUCAAAUAUCCUACAUGUUACAAACCCAAACAAUUUGUAAAAAGUAAAAGUAAAUCUCAAUCGUGUAUAGUACCGGUAUAAUGCUAGUAAGUAUAUAAAAGCCUAGAGUAUUUUACUAGUGUUGUAUUUCUAAAAAUUGGAAUCAUUUUUAUAGUUUAGGAGAGAAAAAUCAUCCUUUUCUUUUUGCAUUGUUUGACCUUUCACAUUGAAUGCCAAACUUAUUCAGUGAUUGGAGAUUACUCAUAGUACAACUGUACAAGUCAUGAAUGUCAGCUUUGACUUUCUUCCAUUCCACACUUCAAGUUUAACCUUUUUAUAUGCACCAUUAUCCUCUUCUCAUCAAAUUAUUUUCAUAAAUCAAUAAUGGCAGAAGCUGUAUUAUUCAACAUUGCCCAACAACUUCUAAACAACAUAAGCUCAACAGCCAUUGAAGAGGUUGCAUCUGCUUGGGGCUACAAAACCCAGCUUGGAAAACUCAAGAAUAGCAUUAACACCAUUAAAGAUGUACUCUUAGAUGCAGAAGAAAAACAGCCCAACAGCCAUGCUAUUCGAGGUUGGCUGGAGAGGCUUCGAGCUGCAGUAUAUGAUGCAGAUGACCUGUUUGAUGAAAUUACCAGCUUAGCUACCCAGAAUGAGAUCAUGUCCGGGAAGAAAUCCACCAAGGAGGUAUGCUUCUCCUACUUAAAAUUUAAUCAGCUUCAUGUUGGUAGUGCAAUGGCUACGAAAAUUAGUAAGAUAAGGGAAAAUUUAGAUGAUAUUGCAAAAGAUGGUGGGGAUUAUGGUUUUAGGCUACAAGUUGAUGAGGAUAGAGUAGUGGGUAAAAAAAAGGAACAAACGCAUUCUUUUGUUUGUGAGGAGGAGAUUGUAGGAAGGGAUAGUGAUACAGUUGCUAUAUUGGGUAUGCUGUUGUGUUCUGAAAUUGAAGAGGUCGUUUCAGUUAUUCCAAUUGUUGGGAUUGGAGGACUUGGAAAGACUACUUUGGCUCAAUUAGUUUAUAAUGAUAAAAGAGUUGAAGAUCACUUCGAGCUUCGAUUGUGGGUUUGUGUGUCUGAAAUCUUUGACAUUAAGGUUAUUGUGGAGAAGAUUUUAACUUCUGCUACAUAUGUGAAGCCUUGUGAUUUAGAAAUGGACCAACUGCAAAGACAACUUAGGAAUGCUAUUAGUGGAAAGAGGUAUUUGCUUGUUUUGGAUGAUGUAUGGAACGAGGAUCGUGAAGAAUGGCUUAAGUUGAGAGCUUUGCUGAUGAGUGGUGGGUCGCGAAGUAGGAUUUUGGUAACCACGCGUUCUAGGCAGGUGGCAAGCAUUAUGGCGAUGGGAUCAUGCUACAAUUUGAGACACCUUAAUGAAGUAGAGUCUUGGUCUUUAUUUUGUAAAAUGGCCUUUGAACCUGAUCAAGAGGAUAAAGAUCUAGAGUUGGUUGAAAUAGGGAAGCAAAUUGUAAGGAAGUGUGCCAAUGUUCCACUUGCAAUUAGGACUGUUGGGGGUCUUUUAUAUGCUAGAGAUAGGAAAAGAUGGUUAGGUUUUAAGGAUAAUGAAUUAGCAAAGAUAUCAGAAACUGAAAACAGUAUUAUGCCUAUUUUAAAGCUUAGUUAUAACCAUCUUCAUUCUGCACUUAAGCAUUGCUUUGCUUAUUGUGCUUUGUAUCCCAAGGACUUCGAAUUAGAAAAAGAGACGCUGAUUAAGUUGUGGAUUGCUGAAGGUUUCGUCGUACCAUCAUGCAAAAGACAGAGUUUUGACGAUGCAGGAGAAGAGUAUUUCAUGGAUUUGGUACAAAGAUGCUUCUUUCAAGAUUUAAGAAAAGACGCACAAGGAAACAUACAGAGUUGCAGGAUUCAUGAUUUGAUGCAUGAUUUAGCCAUGAAAGAGGCUGGAAGAGAGAGCAUUAUAUUUUCGCCUGAUAUAAGGAAUGUGAAUACAAAUACUCAUCAUUUGUCUAUUGGGUUUAAUCUCACAUCGUCUUGGGAAAUACCUAGUUGCUUGUUAGAAUUGAAGUCUCUACGUACGUUUCUUUUGCCCGAACAAGCAAAACUAGGGACUAGGAUUAGGAAGUCAGUAUCCGAGCAAUUGGUUUCAAACUUUAGACGCUUGCGGGUGUUGGAUGUACAUGGGCUAGGCAUUGAAAAUCUAUCAAGAUCUAUAGGGGAUCUAAUUCAUCUAAGGUACCUAGAUCUCUCGUAUAAUUCACACAUCAAAAAGCUUCCAAACUCUGUUUGUAAACUAAAAAACUUACAGGUGCUGAGACUUUCCAAGUGUUAUAGGCUGAGAGAAUUGCCCACAGAUAUCAAGAUGCUGACCAAUCUUAGGUGCCUUGAGCUUGAUGAUUGUGAUGCAUUGACUCAUAUGCCAGCUGAAAUAGGGAGAUUGGCUUCUCUCUGUAAGCUGAAUCAGUUUAUAGCAGGCAAUCGCUCAAAUACUUUUCAUCUUAAAAAAUGUGCUGUGCUCAGGGAUUUGAGUUCUCUGAACAAUCUGUCAGGAGAUGUACAGAUUAUACUUCAAGGGAAAUGGAAAGAUGCUCUUUCAGAAGCAAAGGGAGCAAAUUUGUGCAGAAAAUUACAUCUUCAGAAGUUGGUGGUAGAUUUUUUUGAAGCAAACUGCAUGCACCAUGAAGCAUUGCUAGAAGGGCUGCAACCCAGUCAAAAUGUGAAGUGUCUUUCUGUCACAUAUUAUGCUGGUCAGAGUUUUCCGAGUUGGGCCAGACUGGAUAAGCUAAGCUUUUUCUUACCGAACCUAAUCGAGAUUUAUAUAAGCAAUUGUAAUAGAUGCCAAUGUCUCCCCUUUUUCAGCCAACUCCUUUCUCUUAAACGUUUAUAUAUUACCUAUGCCCACAGCGUGGAGUACAUGGAGAAUAUUUGCCCGUCUUCAUCUAGCUCAUCGAGUUUGUUUUUCCCGUCCCUUGAAGCUUUGACACUUGAUCGGAUGGGUAAUUUAAGAGGCUGGUGGGGAAAAACCACACAAAUGGAAGAUGAUCAUGAAGUUACGGAGUUUCCAUGUUUCCCUCAACUCACUAAGCUUCACCUACAAAAUUGUGCCAAGUUGCAAACAAUGCCUCUUUUUCCUUAUGUUGAAGAACUGAAGCUGGUGAAUGUUGACGAGAAUUUAUCUUUAAAGAAAGCAGUUAAAAAUUUUGCUGUAGUGCCUUGCGCGUUGCUAUCUUCAAGACUCAAAUCCUUGGAGAUCGACAACUUAGAUCAUUUCUUAUCUCUUCCGAAAGAGCAUCUUCAGAGCAUCUCUUCCUUGGGGUUGUGGCAGUGUUCUAAAAUAGUGAACCUAUUAGGACUUGGAGAAGGAUUGAGAAACCUGCCUUCGCUUAAAUCACUCACAUUCUUUCACUGUGACAAGUUGACUUCAUUAUGUGGUGGUUUACAACAUCUCACAUCUCUUCAAGAAUUGCUGAUUCGAAAAUGCAAGGAGCUCGACAGACUAGAUGAUGAGGAAGAUGAAGGCAUGCCAUGGAAAGCACUCAAGAGCCUUCAUUGUCUAAGACUUCGGUACCUACCAAAAAUGGUUGCUCUUCCGCAGGGACUUCAAUACACAACAUCUAUUCAGUUCCUAGAGAUUGUCGGAUGUGAUGGUUUAACAGCACUUCCAGAUUGGAUUGGCAGUCUCUCAUUGCUUCAAUGUCUUGGCAUUAAAGAAUGCUUCAAACUGAAGGCAUUGCCGAGAGGGUUCAUGCACCUUAGUAAGUUGAAGGAACUUGAGAUUACAGCAUGUCCUAGACUGACUAGAAGAUGCCGAGAACCUCAAGGCGAGGAUUGGCCAAAGAUUAAGCAUAUUCCGAGUAUUAUAGUCCGUGAGAGUUGCUGGGAUAAUGCUUGAUUUCACAAAUGGAAGAGCAUCUUUCUUCUAGAUCAAUAUUGUAACUCAAAAACCUAUUUGACUCUUGUUAGAUAGUGAUUUUACCUAGUACUCCCCUGUCCUAGACAGUUAGCCCCAUUAGUUAAAGUAAUGGGUAUUUAGAAAUAAAAAAGAAUAGAGAGUAAAAUUGAUGAGGUGAUAUCCAAAAACUGAGAUAGGGCAACAAAGGAGUAUACAGAGAUAGUACUUACCUUUUUCCUUGUAAAACUUUAUCUCUGAAGUUCCUUCUGUGAGAAACAAAGUAUUUACCGGUGCCAUAGUUUAUUUUAUUGUAUAGAGCACAGAGCA